UUGACUUAGAUAAUGCCUUUACAUUUAUGUUGUCUGACUUUUCUAACCCUAGCUAGUUGCUAGUUGACUUGGACAAAUUAAACACUUGGCCAUUAUUUCGACAAAAACAUACUCGACCUCAUCUCCAUCAGCUAUAGCAGCUCACUCCGCAUCUCUCUCACUCAAAAUCCACUCGAGCCCUCUGCCAUCUCUCAAAAUCAAUGAAAAUUCCUCAAAAGUACUAAUUUGAGCCAUCUCUCUACUUUGAGCCAUCUGCUAUCAUCGCACUGAAGAGGAAAUCCAAGCUUUCAACCGCGAUGAGUCACAUAAGAGGUUUCAAGAUUAACUGUUUUCGAGGUUCUUGAAGACAGAUCGAGCGCUCCUUCUUUCAAGCUAGGUUUGUCUUUACUAGAGAAUUUCAAUUGCUAGUUGAGAAAGAGAAGAGUAGUGUUGUGGAUACUUUGGUACAGUUUCUGCGAUUUCUUCAAAGAGCAAGCAGUACGUUCACAAACAAGCAAGGAGUAUACGUUUUGGAGCUUACGUUUAGGAGAGUAAAAGCAAACAGAUGGAUAAAUCUUGGAUGCAUGCUGAUAGAAGAUCACGGGCAUUUGAGUUAGGGGUUGAAGAAUUAAUUCAGUUUGCAUUAGAGAGUGGUUGCAAUGUUAAUAAACUUUGCUGUCCUUGUAUGAAUUGUGCACAUAGUAAAAGUUUCAAGGCUGGGGUAGUGAAGGAUCAUCUAGUUGAGUUUGGUAUUGAUAAAACAUACACAAAUUGGAUAUGGCAUGGGGAAAAUGUGUCAAAUGAGAGUGUACCCGAAGAGCAUUCUGAAACUGUAGAACAGAAUCCCAUAGGCAUAGGGCAGAAUGACUACAGUAUGGGGGGGUCCGAUGAUGAGGAGUUUUCAGAAGACUCCGAUGAAUUUUUAAGGUUUGUCGAGGAUGGUGAUAAACCUCUUUACCCUGGUUGUACGCGUUUUACAAAGUUGAAUGGACUUGUUAAAACAUACAAUCUGAAAGCAAAGCAUGGGUUAAGUGAUGCUUGUUAUUCUGACAUGUUGAUACUCAUUGGAAUGUUGCUUCCAGAAGGUAAUGAAGUCCCAGGGUCUUUCUAUGAGGCCAAAAAGACUUUAUGUUCAUUGGGAAUGGAAUAUGAAAAGAUACAUGCAUGUCCUAAUGAUUGUAUCUUAUAUAGGGAUAGUAAUGUUGAUGCCACUACCUGCCCUACUUGUGGUCUCUCUAGGUGGAAGUUGGGUAAGAAUGAAAUAGAGAAAGUAGGGGUUCCGGGGAAGGUUUUGUGGUAUUUUCCACCUAUACCAAGGUUUAGGAAGAUGUUUCAAUCAGUAAGUACAGCUAAAAGCUUGACAUGGCAUGCUGAUGAGCGACUAAAUGAUGGUAAAAUGAGGCAUCCUGCUGAUUCCCCUACUUGGAAGUUAGUGGACGAUCAGUGGCCUGCUUUUGGUAUAGAGCCUAGGAAUUUAAGGCUAGCGCUAUCGUCUGACGGUUUCAAUCCCUACAGUUCUCUUUCUAGUAGAUACUCUUGCUGGCCUGUCAUACUAGUGAGCUAUAAUCUUCCCCCAUGGCUCUGCAUGAAGAGGAAGUAUAUGAUGCUAACUUUGUUAAUCUCUGGACCUAAACAACCUGGAAAUGAUAUUGAUGUCUACCUCCAGCCGUUAAUAGAUGAUUUGAAGACUUUGUGGGAUGGGGUUCAAGGGGUAUAUGAUAGUUAUAGAAGAGAUUACUUCACAUUGAAAGCAGUACUGUUCUGGACCAUUAACGACUUCCCAGCAUAUGGGAACUUGUCAGGCAGCAUUGUGAAAGGUUAUAAUGCGUGUCCGGUUUGUGUAGAGCAUACCAAACCUCAUAGGCUGCCUCACGGUCAAAAGAUGUCAUAUCAGCGACAUCGAAGAUUCUUACCACGUCACCAUCCAUAUCGAAAACAGGCAACUGCUUUCGAUAACACUGAAGAGCAUGAUCCCCCUCCUACUCCAUUAAGUGGACAGGAGGUCUUAAAGAGAGUAGAAGGUUUGAAGCGGGUUUAUGGUAAAAAGCAUCGUCAUCCUCCAUCUAAGGGUGUUGACGAUCAGAAUAGACCUUGUUGGAAGAAGCAAUCAGUUUUCUUUGAACUUGAGUACUGGAAAUUUCUUCCUGUUCGACACAUUCUCGAUGUCAUGCACAUUGAGAAGAAUAUUUGUGAUGCAUUAAUUGGUACAUUGUUGAACAUUCCUGGGAAAACAAAAGAUGGGGUCGCGUCUCGUUUAGAUAUGGCUUCAAUGGGUAUAAGAACUGGUCUGCAGCCUAUAACGGGGGGAAAAAAGCAGAAGUUACCAUUGGCAAGCUGGAAUCUGAUGCUAGAAGAAAAGAAAAUUGUUUGCAAUUCUUUUUUUGGUAUGAAGCUAGCUGAUCGCUUUUGUUCUAAUGUGAAGAGUUUAGUGUCCAUGGAUGAUCUGCGACUUGUUGGUAUGAAAUCACACGAUUGUCAUGCGCUGCUCCAUCACUUACUCCCUAUUGCAAUUCGUUCAGUAUUACAAAAGCCAGUUAGAUAUGCUAUCAUUAGAUUCUGUCUCUUCUUCAAAGCCAUCUGCAGUAAAGUCAUAGAUGUCGAAAAGCUGAAAAAAAUGCAAGCUGACCUUGUUGAAACAGUUUGUGAGCUUGAGAAAUUCUUCCCCCCUUCUUUCUUCGAUAUUAUGUUACAUCUUUCGGUGCAUCUUGUAAGAGAGGUUGAGCUCUGUGGCCCCGUUUUCUUUAGAUGGAUGUAUCCCUUUGAAAGGUACAUGAAGACUUUGAAGGGCUAUGUAAAGAACCGGAGACAUCCAGAAGGUUGCAUUGCUGAGUCGUACAUCGCUGAAGAAGCAGUGGAGUUUUUAGCAGAACGUAAUCUAGAUGAACCUACUAUUGGACUACCAGUAAGCGACAACUUUGAUAAUACAGAGACAUGUAGACCUUUAUCUGGUGCCACAGUGAUGAAUCCUGAUCGGAAGGAGUUGCAGCUAGCACAUUUAUGUGUCCUGCAGAAUACGGAUGAAGCAAGGCCUUAUUUUGAUGAACAUAUGGUAUUGUUGAAGCGUCUUUUUCCAAAUUUCGAAAAAAAUGAGAAGUGGUUAAAGGAGAAGCAGAAUAAAACCAUUGCUAAAUGGAUACAAGACAAGGUUGCAGCUGAACUUAUGGAUCACGAGAAUAAUGUUUCAGAACAUAUAAAGUGGAUUGCUGAUGGUCCUAAUCCCGAAGUACCUACAUUCAGUGGCUACAAGAUAGAUGGGGUUAACUUCAGCACCAAGGAUCGUGACGAUGUCCGUCAAGUUCAAUGCAGUGGUGUUUCCUUGUUCGCCAAUGCAAUGCUAGUCUCUAGUGCUAAGGAUAAGAAUCCCGUUAAUGAUGAUACAACUUUUUAUGGAGUCAUUAAAGAUAUAUGGGAGUUAGACUACCAUAGUUUUAGGGUACCUAUCUUCCAUUGUGAUUGGGUUGAUAUUGACAAGGGCAUUAGGAUAGAUGACCUGGGAUAUACAUUAGUCAAUUUGAAUAGGCUAGGUCAUUUCAAUGAUCCUUUCGUGUUAGGUACACAUGUGAAGCAGGUCUGCUACAUAGAUGACCCUCUUAACGCUAAUUGGUCAGUGGUUAUAAGAUGUCCGGAUAGGGAUUACCAUGGUGGUGAUGAUGAGGAGGUUGGAAUCAUUGAACUUGAGGAGGACAAUAGCGAUGCCACGAUGCCAACCAUCGAUACUACAAAUGUAGUUGGUGAACAAACUAGUAGUUACAUGCGGGAUGGUGACGAAGGAAUAUGGGUUGAUUAAUUGAUGAUUUAUGUGUAAAGUAAUUGUUUAGUACUAUUGUAGCCAUUUGGUAAUUGGCUUGUUCGAUAUUUAAAUUUGGAUUGUGACAUUUAAUCGCGUCUUGUUUAAAUAUAAACUGUAUUAAUUUUUCCUUAACUGUUUUUACUUUAAUCUGCCAUAUUUACUGUGCUUUUAUACUGUUUUCUAUACUUGUAAUCAGUUUUGCUUUGUUGUGCUUUAGAUGCUUUAAUAAUGGUUAACUAACCUAUGUGGU
Molecule: messenger RNA, 4019 nt
Organism: Rosa rugosa (rugosa rose)
Lineage: Eukaryota; Viridiplantae; Streptophyta; Magnoliopsida; Rosales; Rosaceae
Exons: 6
Coding region: 545-3766 (1073 amino acids)
Biological process (GO): proteolysis
Molecular function (GO): cysteine-type peptidase activity
Source: RefSeq, a predicted model, not a curated record